AUGAGCGACGAACAUUUCUCGGACGAAAACGGACAGACGAAGGAGGAGGAGCAGUCAUCGCAGGUUGCCCAGGAUGAGCCACAGGCACCGCAGCACCCAGACGGCGGGCUGACGGCCUGGCUCUGUGUUCUGGGCUGCGGCGCAUGCUACUUCUGCUCUUACGGAUGGAUCAACGCCCUGAGCGUGUUCCAGGAAUACUACAAAAAUGUGGCGCUGAGCUCGUACUCGUCGCUCGACGUGGGCUGGAUCGCCACGCUCCAAAACUUCUUCCUGCAAUUCUGCGGCCCCUUUGUCGGCCUCCUCUUCGACCGCUUCGGCCCCACCUACCUGCUCAUAACCGGCGCCGUCCUUCACGUCUUCGGCCUCAUGAUGGCUUCCAUCAGCAAGGAAUACUACCAGUUCGUGCUGGCGCAGGGGGUGUGCAGCUCCAUCGGCACCAGCUUCAUCUUCAACCCGGCCACGGUCAGCGUGCCCAUGUGGUUCGGCCCCAAGAAGCGCGGCUUCGCCAUCGCCAUAUCGUCGACGGGCGCGCCCAUCGGCGGCAUCAUCUACCCCAUUGUCGUGAACCGCAUCAUCGACGGCGUCAACUUUGGCUGGGCGAUGCGGACGUGCGCCUUCAUCAUCCUCGCGCUGAUGGUCGUCGCCGUCGUCACGGUGCGGCUGCCGUCGAAGCCGGUCAAGCGCAGCAUCAACCGGACCAUUGUGCGGCGCAUGGGCUCGGGGCCGUUUGUGUUCCUCGUCGCCGCCUUCUUCUUCUUCACCAUGGGCGUGCUGCUGCCCAUCACGUACAUGACGCAGAACGCCGUGGCCAAGGGGCUCGACACGGGGCUGGCGCGGUACCUGGUCAGCAUGUACAACGCCGGCGCCUUUGUGGGGCGCGUGAUGCCCGGUGUCGUCGGGCACAAGACGGGCUUCUUCGACAUCACGACCGUCUCGUGCGUGCUCACUGGCGUCUUCACGCUCGCGCUGUGGAUCCCGGCCGCCGGUACCCCGCCGCUGGUCGCAUUCGCCGUGCUGUUCGGAUGGUCGGCGAACGCCGUCAUCGCCGCCAUGCCCAUGCUGAUCUCGCUCGUGUCGGAGCCGCACGAGCUGGGCGUGCGUGCCGGGACCGUCUUCGCGGCCGGCGGCUUGGGCGCGCUGGCCGGCUUGCCGAUUGGAUCGGUGCUGGUGCACGGCAACGACUACAACCAGAUGAAGAUCUUUGCCGGCGUCAUGCUUUUGGCUGGCGCGUGUUGCUAUGCCGCGUCGCGGCUUUGCUUGAGCGGACUGAAAUUGCGAGGGCCAUGA
Messenger RNA from Lasiodiplodia theobromae, 1287 nucleotides. RefSeq names its product Monocarboxylate transporter. The transcript is spliced from 2 exons. Bases 1 to 1287 code for a protein of 428 amino acids. Gene Ontology annotation, cellular component: fungal-type vacuole membrane. The record is from RefSeq and is a predicted model, not a curated record. Gene Ontology annotation, biological process: transmembrane transport. Gene Ontology annotation, molecular function: transmembrane transporter activity. NCBI's taxonomy places the organism in Eukaryota, Fungi, Ascomycota, Dothideomycetes, Botryosphaeriales, Botryosphaeriaceae.